GGCUCACAAUCGACAAAGAGACUUUACAGAUUCGGUGGUUGCCAGAUUGACCGGACGAUCCUAGAAAUAUUGCUGAGAUCGUUCGGUCAAUUUUUAUUUUGUGAAUCCAGUUAUUGUUUCUGGUGAAUUUAGUGACGUAAAAUAACAUGUGAUCUGUUCGAAGAUCGAUUUUUGGUUUUCUGAAGCUUUCGAUUUCAUAAGGUUCACAAAGAAGAAAUCAACUGAGGGAGGAGUCACAAUCGAUCUGGAGAACCUGCUUCAUCUCAUUGUCUUGGUGAAAAAUUAUGUCAAAAACCGUUGGAGAAGUACCUGCAAAGCACGCCAAUGGGGUUGCGAGGUGUGUUGCAGUGAUGAAGAAGCACAUUGAAGAUUCUGGAGGCAGUCAUCAAUGGAUUGCCAAUGAUUUCGAACUCGGUGCUCCCCUGGGAAGCGGCCAGUUCGGCAGAGUUUAUCUCGCUAGAGAGAAGAAAACUCAGUACAUCGUAGCCCUGAAGACAAUGAACAAGAAACAACUGAGGAUGGCUCACAACGAGAAACAAGUUCUUCGUGAAAUUGAAAUCCAAUCACACUUGAUCCAUCCCAACAUUCUACGGCUGUUCACUUACUUUCAUGACGAGAAGGAUAUUUUCCUGGUUCUCGAAUAUGCUGCAGGGGGGGAGCUCUACAGAAAACUGAGAAGACAACCCGGAGGGAGGUUCACCAAUCACUUGGCUGCUAAAUACACGUAUCAAGUGGCUGAUGCUCUUGACUUUUGUCACCAGAAUGAUGUCAUUCAUAGAGACAUUAAGCCUGAGAAUCUGCUGCUCGAUUGGAAUGGGAAUAUUAAACUUGCAGACUUUGGAUGGUCUGUGCAUACUCCAUCAUUGAUGCGACAUACGAUCUGUGGGACGAUUGACUAUUUACCACCAGAAAUGGUCCAAGGAAAGGCCUAUGGUAUCUUCGUCGACCAUUGGUGCCUGGGGGUUUUGUGUUAUGAAUUAUUGGUGGGGAAACCGCCAUUUCUCAGCUCUUCUAAGACCAAAACCUUCGCAAAAAUCAGGGCUCACCGUAUUACCUGGCCACGGCACAUUUCAUUAGGAGCCAAGGAUCUUAUUUCGAAGUUGAUACACAAGAAAGCUUAUGAACGAAUCCCAUUAGAGGAUGUGAAGGAGCAUUUCUGGAUUCUCAAAUACAAAGAUACACCGUAAAUCUAACAAAUGAAACCGAGACUUGUUGCACCUAUAAAGGCAAUUUCCACCCCGAAUAGGUGCUAUCAGUUCUGCAUUUGUGAAGAGAAAGUCAUACGAAAAAAUCGAUUUAUCGAUCAUGAAAUUCCUCGCGAUUUUUGUGGUUAUUGCAAUGGUGGCAGCGGCUGUUAGUGGACAAUGUGUACCGAACGGCCAAAAUAUUGGAUCGACAUGUGAACAAGCAGAUAGGUGUUGCUCUCGUCGCUGUUGGUUCGGCAGAUGUUUCUAAACACAUAUCCAGUCGCAUGAGAGAGGAGUUGUCCCAAACAUGAAGGUUCCAUCAAAUGCUCAUCUCCUGGAAAGACUCUCAGUGCUGUGGAUAUCGUACAAAUACUUAUUCAAAUAAAUGAGUAUUAUUACGUACUGGUUUUACCCCACCCUUUCAGACAUCCAGUUAUACGAUCGUCUUCCUCAUUAUUUUUAUUUUGUUAUCCGUCACUCUUUUGUAUCUCUUUAUAUUUUAUUUUAGUGCAAAUUACUUACCAAAAUUAUUCAUUAUAAAACUUGGAAAUUGAGCGCAGAUGAUCUCAUGCUGAGAAAAAAAACUGAGAUUACGAAAUGUUUGUCCAAAAGAUAAAGACAAGUCAUUAAUGUAAAGAAAAUGAUUUCUCACAUCAAUUGAAGUUUGUUUUGUACUGAAAUACUUAAAUAAUUACCGAAUAUAUUUCUCUUUUAUCCUGUUCCGAGA
This is a messenger RNA of Diachasmimorpha longicaudata, 1914 nucleotides long. Its product is annotated as aurora kinase C-like. Gene Ontology annotation, biological process: protein phosphorylation; mitotic spindle organization; regulation of cytokinesis. The coding region runs from base 285 to 1187 and encodes 300 amino acids. The record is from RefSeq and is a predicted model, not a curated record. The transcript is spliced from 9 exons. NCBI's taxonomy places the organism in Eukaryota, Metazoa, Arthropoda, Insecta, Hymenoptera, Braconidae. Gene Ontology annotation, cellular component: chromosome passenger complex; spindle microtubule; spindle pole centrosome. Gene Ontology annotation, molecular function: ATP binding; protein kinase activity.